AUGAUGGCAGCGGUAGAUCUUAUAACUCAGGUACAUAAUGAUGAGGAUGAGCCCCACGAACAGCCCCUGGACCCUGGGGUCAUUGUAGAACGCCCCCAAAUCCUCGCACUCGUCACAACAGUCGCCGCAGCAACUCAUUAUGGAAAUGGGUUUAUGGAUUGGGUACCGAAGGCAUUGUCGUCUUUUUGCUUUCUUGAUUAG
Messenger RNA from Leptosia nina, 201 nucleotides. The record is from the annotation of a GenBank genome assembly. Lineage: Eukaryota; Metazoa; Arthropoda; Insecta; Lepidoptera; Pieridae.